This is a messenger RNA of Macrobrachium nipponense, 14764 nucleotides long. RefSeq lists its product as uncharacterized. NCBI's taxonomy places the organism in Eukaryota, Metazoa, Arthropoda, Malacostraca, Decapoda, Palaemonidae. The coding region runs from base 136 to 3159 and encodes 1007 amino acids. The transcript is spliced from 12 exons. The record is from RefSeq and is a predicted model, not a curated record.
CAAGGCGUACUUUAUCGUAAUGCAUUGUGGGAGGACAUUUGUUGUGGUUGUUUGUACUACCGUUCCACACUGACGCUAUUGAUGAUACUUCAUUAAUUUUUUUCCGUUGUGGUUGGUAAUAAACCGUCAACAAAUAUGAGUCACCUAGAAUUUGGAUCCGUGGUUUGGGUUCGUUUGGGACAAGCUUGGUGGCCGGGGACAAUCACCACUCUAGAAAAUUGCCCCCCAGAUUUUGUAGAAGGAUUAAGAAAAACUCCAGUUGCAGUAGUCAAAUUUUUUCGCGAAAAUGAAUUUCAAGAUGUCCACAAAGAAGAACACAUCUACCCAUAUUCUUGUGACAGAAAAGAAGAAUUUAUCAGGAGAGGACAAUAUAUAAACAAGAAUCAGUCUCAUGGUGAGGUAGAUCUCUUAAGGAAGUUUGAAUCUGAUGUAGUUACAGCAGAGAAGCUGACUGGUGGUGAUAUGAACAUCCUACAGACCAUUGGUGAAGUUGUGGACGCCCCUACGAAUUCCUGCAUCUUUGAGCCGGAUUUAUCAUCUGAUCCCCAUAGUACACAUAUAGAAAGACCCCAGGGGUGUUUGCCGGGAGAGGUAGUCAUUGGGGAACCUGAGGGUCCUACUUCCUUUGAUUCUGGCAAGAUGAGAAGCCCCCAUAGUAAUAACACCCAGCUGGUAGAUGUUGGUAAGCAGGAGGCAAGUGAUGACAGUGACUGUUACAUAGAGGAUGAUUAUGAUCAAGUCCCUCCUACUUUACCAAGGGAAAUGCAGAGCUUAGAUGUUCUUAAAGUAUCCAGCCACAUAGCAGAUUCUCAUAAGCAUAGCCAAUCUCAGUUGUGUGAAGUUAGAAGUCAGGUUGUCCGUGUAGAUGAACAGACUGUUUCUGGUAGGAGUGACUGUUACAAGGAAGUUGUACAGACAAUUAGCACAAGUAAGUCUCAUGAUAUGCAUCUUCCAAGUUCAGCUCAGUAUGGACCACCCAAAGUUGUACCUCACAUACCCAAGGAAACAAACUUAGAAUUAGGUGUUGGAGAUAGGCAUUUCACAAAAGCUUCAAGUGACAGGGAUCCUCAGCUUUCUGAAUCAAGAAAGAUGGUUGUAGGUGUUGUAUCACAGUCUCCAGAAAUUGUCAAAGUAGGUAGUGAAUCAAAGUCCCCUGAGAUUGUUGAGGAGGAAUCGGAAGAAGUUAUGGAAGACAAAAAGACAUCCCAACCACAACAUUCUGAAGUAGCACAAAAUCAGUCUCUGCAGAGAAGCAUGACAACUGAAAGGGUAGUAUCUCAAUCUUCAAUGUUUUUGGAAGAUGUAGAAGAAAGUAAGCAAGAGGCGUCCGAAAGCUUCACGAUAGUUAGUAGCAAAGUUACAGACUGUGAGGUUUCAAAUGUUUGUAAUGUGUCUGGUUCUAAUCAUGUUAAUAAAAAAAAUGUUGCAGUGGUUCAUGGAGAAGCUGAUCGCAGUCAUAGGGCUGUAGAGGUACCGAAUCUAAGGGAAGUGUCUCAUGCAAGCAAGAUAUCCAAUGAUGGGUAUAUAAACAGAAAUAAUGAAAGUAAUGGCAAAUGUCCGAAACCAGUACAAGAUUCUUUGCUGCUGUCAAACCCCGUACGAAACUCUGAUAAGGUACAGUAUCAGAGUAUUGAUGACAGACAUUCAGGAUCUAUUGCAGAACACAUUUCAGAUGUCAAGCAUGUAAAGGAGAAUGGAAGUAGGUCUGAGCAAGUAUUACCUGUUACAAACAAAGACACUGUAGUUUCAGAAAUAAGGAGAGAGUUACCAGAUCAGUCUGAUUCGGAGCAGUUGGUCUCGAGUAGUGGCAUGGGUGAGGGUGUAGAUGAUAGCCAUCAAAUAAUGGAUGAAAACUGUGACAGUUCGGCUAGCAAUAAGGUGGGGUUGGGCACAAGUCACGAAGGGGAAAGUGAUCAUGAGGUAGCUCUAGGUGACAGCUGUAGGGAUGACCCUGAUUUGUCAAAUACCAGAGAGGAAGUUGAGGAAGCAGACUCUUCUUUAUCAGAAUUUGAAAAGAGUUGUGCAAAACUGGAUGCUAGUAUGUCUGAGAAUGAGGCUAUUGAAAGCAAUACAGAAGUUGGGAGGGAGGCAGUAGGUGAAAGUGGUAUGCAACAAAAAAAUGUUCCAAAGAGAAAACGAGAACCAUCUCAGAAGAGAAGCAAGAAAUUGAAAGUUGGCAAAAAACCAGACGACUCAGAAGAACCAGCAGAGGAUAGUGAUGACCUACCUGACUUACUUAAAGAUACCACAUCAGUGGACAACAAAAAAUUAAAGGUUGGUGAUCUUGUUUGGGUCAAGUAUCGGAAAGAUUGGUGGCCUUCAUACAUCAAGAAUGUUUAUCCCCGUGAGAAGAAAUUCUCUAUUGUGUUUGUUGCCUGUGAUCAAAAUUCCGGAAUUAGAGUAUAUUCCAGAAAUGUCAAGAAAUUACACGUAUGGGACGUUCCUUCUUAUGUGAAUGAAAAUCAAGAGGGAUUCUCUUCAGCUCUUCACCUCUGCAAAUUAUUCCAACAGAUAUUAGAGCAAGGCAAUGAAAUAACAGCUCAUGAUUUUUUCAGUCGUUCACCUCAAGCACAAGUAGCCUUGCUGAACCAGAAGAAAAUGUCAAAGAAUAAAGCAAGCUCUGAGCCAAGGAAACAGAAGCCCAAAGUUCAAGCUGUUUGUGAAACACCAAAGAAAUUGUUAUUUGAUGAUCCAGAUUAUGAGUCAGAAAUGUCAGCCAGAGAAAAGACCAAAUUACAGAGCGCUUUGAAGGCACGUAAAGCUGAUAAUCAGAAGCUAGUUAAGUUCAUGAAAUCUCAUCAGUGUAUUGAACAUUUGUGGAAAAUAUAUAAGGAAGAAAUAUCCAAUGAAAGGCACAACAAGUUUAAAGAUGAAGAGUCAAGAAAAAGUCUUCUGUGGAUGGGAAUUGGGCCCUUCCAGUUAGAUGAUGAAGAUGAACAGAUUAUGUCUGUCAUAAAUGCCUUCAAACAAGAGAUUCUUUCCAAAGAUCCACAAGUUUCCAAUGCUAGAGAUUAUGUCAUUCAAGUCUGGAUUCCAGAGGCAAUUAAAGAAGCCUUGCGUGUGGUGAAAAAGGUCCCAGAAAAUGAGCUUGAUGAUGCCUUAUACAAAGGUUACAAGGAAACUGCUAUUGAGAAAAGAGCCCGACAGUUAAGCUUUUGAUGUUGUUAUUGAUGGCAUGUAAUUGGUAAUCAUCUCAUUUCUAGCAUACAUCAUUUAUUUUUUUAUUCAAAUGAGAUUAUGAUAUACUAUAUGCAAUAUUAUAGUACAGUACAGUAUAACAAUGGCUUGCUUCAGCUGUAGAAUACAGUAGUUGUUUUAGACUAAUGUUACUUAGAAUAACUGAAAUAACUGCAGUAAUAUUUGAUGUUAAAUUGAUAAUGUUUACCUUUCAAUCCAGUACAUUUAUGUACUGUACUCUAAUGAUAGACGAGUGUUGUAAUGAUACAAUAUUUUAAGUGCUUCUACAUGGGGGGUUUUUGUAAUUUACAAAAGGCAAGCAGCAUGGGCUGCUUAGUUGUUCAUUUGGCUCAGAGCUCUAUGCAUAAAAAAAAAAUCAAAGAAAUUUUUCAUUCGUAAUUAUUUUCUUGUCACUUUUAUCUUCAUCCCAUAUUGUUUCAUUUGUUUUUGCACAAAUGUGCUUAUGCUACUUUUUCUCUUUUUGUGAGCCACUAAUACUUCAUGAUCAAUCAAAUCUUUUACACAAGGGAAUUAGAAUAUGUAGUGAUGUCACUUUUUCUUAUAAUAUCAUCAGAUUUAUCCAAAUCUCUUGAAUAGUUUUUAAAUUUACAUCUGUAAAGUAAAAGAAGAGUUGUUGCAGUUAGUAUUCUGAAAUAUUAUUUAUUAUUUGGAAUGAAUCUUACCUAAUCUUAAAGUUAGGUUCACAGUUGCCCCUGCUUCUCCAUGGUUAAGCAUUCACAGAUUUUUCUGUGGAAAAUAUAUCCACAUUAUCACGGAAAGUUCUUCUAUUCACAGAUUUUUUUAUAGAACAGUUAGUAAUGUAUUUCCAUAUUUUCAUGACUAGAUGUUUUAGGACGAUAGUUUAAGGUAUAUUCGGUGUUUGAACUAUUUAAAUAGGCCAUUAUAAGCAUUUUAGAGAGGCUAUUUGGUGUUUGAACUAUAUUAAAAUAGGCAGGUACAAGCAUUUAUAGAGGGGGGUUUUCAGUAUUUGCUGGUGGAUGUGGUACCCUUCCCUUGUGAAUAUGGGGGACAACUGUAUUUUAGUACCGUUUGGUGCAAUUGACAUUUUCAUAAAUCAAAAUACACUUGGCUAACCUGCUCAGACGUCUCUGUAGUCAUCUGUUUCCCACUAGAUGGUACUGGAAUAUUUAUAUAUUUGUCAUAUUUCUCCAUGCCGUCCUGUUGUACAGAUGGUCUGAUCAGUGUUCAUAAUAUUAUGAUGAUUUCUGGCUAAUUUUCUCCUGUAUAGUAUUGUGCUUGUUUCAGUUUUUGCUUUAUGUCAUCUACAACAAGCAGAGGUGAAAGCAUUAAGCUUGUAUAGGGAAGAGUUUGUGAAAAUUGAAUGUUUAGGUUUCGCAAGAUGACCUCACAGCCUAUGUUAGACUAGCUGCUCAGGCACGAGUGUGGUAUUCUUGAUAUGUAGAUUUUAAGUGAUCUGAUGAGAGUAUGUCAAUUUUGUUUAGCACUUAUUGGAAGAUGAUAGACUGAUAAUUUGGUUAGACUAAUCUUUUAUCCUAUCUUAUCCUAUCCUACCCGGUGUUGCUUAUCCUCCUCCUCUAACUUAUCUGAUAGCCUAGGUUAAUUCCUUUUUCUCAUUCUGCUCUGCCCUCUUUUGCUCCCUAUAUGGUUCAGGAGAAAAAUAAUAAUAAAUGACAUUGUAUAUUCUUUCUUUAGUUAGGAUUUCAAUCAAAUUGGUAGGGCCAAGAUUAUCACUGCCCCCAGUUUUUCACCUCUUUCGGUUUCCCCCCUGUGAGAGAGAAAGUGUCAGAGCUUGACAUCUGUUUGUAGCUUGCCCUCUGGACUGCCCUGCAUCAGUUGGUUGUCUUCACUUACAGGAAACCAAGGCAUGUCUCAAGACCAAGGUUCUGUGCCCUUUGACAUCUCCCUCUCAACCAUUUUUCCAGUUUAGGUUAGAAUCUGAGCCGCCGAACAACUUACUUAUCCGGAGUGAGUUAGCUGGUGAUAGAACAGCUCCCACUUCUCAGUAUUCACUGUUACAUGAUAACAUCAUGCAAGAGACCUUUUCCCUAUCCUUGCAGAUGACACCACUGUCAUCGAGGUUACUUGGCGACAUCAUGCAGGAACCCUUUGCCUUCUUCACUUGUGCAGGCAGUUCCACCUGUUGAAGGGUUACGAAGUGACAUGCAAGAAUCUUCUUCCUUCUCCACCUCCGGUACUUACUACUGGCUUUCCAUGACAUCUUUGCUGACAUUAUGUGGUCCUCCGUUUAGACUGAAGGGGUAUCAACCGUGAUUUGGUUUAUUUUCCUUUAGUAUUUAAGCGAUGCAUAACUCGCGUUGUUGCAUUUUCACUUCUUGCUGAAGCUGAAUCUGGUGUACUGGUGCUGUUUAGUUUACCUCUACCUCAGCUCCUGUUAAAGCAAAUAAGAAGAUAACUCUGAUUUUGGUAGGGUGCCUCAUGAAAGUAGAGCCCUUGGGAAAUAAAUGAACAAAGAAAAACGGAAACUGUUUAGUGUAUGCUGGCUCUCAGAUGCCACUGCAGCUCCUUCUAGAUUUUAAGGUGAUUAGAGCUGGGUUAGUAUUUUAUACACGUUUUUCACCUUAAUCUGUUUAACUUGCAGUUUCUAGUUCUUGGACCUAGGAAGUGAAGACUUCUCUAAUAGGGAAGGUAACUUGGCAUAAUUAUGAGGUGAAACUACCUUUGAAUGUGGUACAAUUUCGUUCUGAGGGCUACAGCUCUAAUAAAGUGAGAGUAAUAUUUAUAUGUUGCAAUGUUUUUGCUUGCAAUUGUAGAUAUGUAUUUAUAUGUAUAUAUGUAUGUACAUAUAAUGAUGUCCGCUCUGUUUACAUCACCCCAAUUUUGUAUGCUAUGUUAUAAGGCAUAUAGGUAAACCAUCAACAUUAAGCUAAGGAAUCCCAUGUUUACUAUACCUUUGGCUAGGGUAACAUUGGCCUAAAUUCCAUAGGUUAGGUUUUAGGCCUAAAUUCCAUAGGUUAGGUUUUCAUACCUAAAAGUAAAUGCAUACUGUACUGGCCUAAUGGCCAAAUUUUGGGAGAUAGGGGUGGACAUAUCAGUCUGUAACAGAUAAAUAUGAAGAUGAUCAUAGUUAUAUUAGUCCUGAAGAUGAUAGACCUACUUCCAAGGCUAAUGGGAGGAAUGUCUUAUUCCUUUUACAAUUCAGUUGUAAAGUAACAGAAACAGUUUUGUAAAAAUCAUAUAGGUAACCCUGCUCAACCUGUAGUAACUGUUUUUGACAGUGGUCCAUCAUUGUCUCCUUAACCCCUAAGUCUUAAGGCAUUAAGACCAUCGCCUAAGAUGCCUCGUAUAAGGAGUUUAGAAAUUCUUAGCACUACCUUUUAAGUCUUCCCUCUAGGGUCUAGCCCUUACAGCCUUUUUUGCACCAAAGUUCCAUGUAGAAUUUCCCAGUUUACUUUCAAGUUCUUCUUCAGUAGAGUUCUGGCUCCCAUUCUCAGUAGAACUUUUGGUAGUGAUGGUUCUCAGGAAAAAAUACUUUGUACUUUUUUUUUUAUAUAUUUUACCCAUAUCAAUUUCCUAAUAUCCUUCUCUCCACACUUGUCACACAGAAAAGUUCAGAGUUUAGAACUGUAGUUUGGACAUUUGUUAUGCAAUGAGGCCAUCAAGCCAUGGGCAUGUCCUGUCUCAACAAAUUUAUUUAGAUUGCUCCUUUUCCAGUGAGUCAUUUAGUUGGCUCCUGGCAGCUUUCGGAAGAGCAAAGGAUAAGUUCAGUUGACAUGUAGGACACGUACUUCCACUCAUCAGUACUCCCUCAGUUGAAGUAAAGUAUACUCUCGUGAGUGGAAGAUUGAGCAGUGUGGGUUCAUCUGCAUGGGGUAUCAGAGUACUAUAGUUCUCCCUAAUUGGACAACUGGUUCAUUUCCCACCAAUUUGUCUUUUAUGAUGAGAAUUAUGUUUUAAGUCUAGCCGUAGGAGUGGACAUUAUUUUCAAGGUUGACUAUCUUUGCUUUUCUAACCCAGUCCGUUGUGUGUCUGGGGAUGAGGAUCAACUAUCUCUUGUUGAAAGUUUUCUCCAACAGAUAGAAGGAUCAUUUUUUACAACUGUGGAGAAUUAUCUUAUGGGUUGGCUUGUAGACCUUAAGAACCUUGACAUUGCCCUCAGAUGUCUCCAAAGGUGAGUUUGUUAGCUACACCUACUGGACUGCUCAUUAGGACUCACAUGUCACGCCGCACCGCUAACUCAUCAUGGCAAGCUUGAUGGCUGAAGCCUGACCCAGACAAUCUGCCAACGACGAAUCACUAGUAAUCUUUCAGCUGUCAUCCAGUUCUGUUAUACUAAACCUCCAUGGAAUGGAAGCGAGAAGAAAUCCACUGUUUGAUUGAGUAUUAUCAUCAUUAUCCAUGUUUAUGGAAUGUAAAAUUAACAUCAUAUAAAAAUAGAGAUGUACGUGGCUGUCAGGCAAAUAAUGCCACCGGUCACAGCACUCAUGUAGUGUAGAGGGAAUACGCGCUGUGCAGCCUGUUACGUCACCUAGGUGAGCGAGCAUAUGUUGGCAGAGGUGACAUGAAGCGCGCUGUGAAGUAGUGUAAUCUCACCUUAAGGCAGAUUGAGGGGCCAUUCUGAGAAACAUUUGAUGUCAGGAAGUGGAAGCAUAUACAUCCUACAGCUCUUGGUAGUUUAGAAUACAUACUUGAGAUGACAAGGAGACACAAAUCAAGAAUUUUGUUCAGGCUUGCAAAGAAACUACCUUUUCCUUUGGACAGAGUACAGCAACAUCAUUCCAUUUCCUUGUUUUGUCCUUAGAAGAAACCUUAGUACUGAAAACCAACUCAGCAGUAAGGGCAAGGUCUCCAGUCAGAUAGUAUCCUCUGCCACAGGUCUGCCAGAAGUUGUGGAACCUUUAGGGAGACCCAGACACCCAUCUGUUCAUGAUUGCCCAAAACACUACACUACCGGUUACUGGGGCACUCCAUGCCAGGAUCUCAGUCAUGGGCAGUGGAUGCCUUCCUUCUAAAAUGGUCGAAUUUAAACCUUUAGGUUUUUCCUCUGUUGGCUGUUUCUGAGGAAAUACUCACAAGUUGUGAACUUUGCAGAUCACAAGGAUGAUUUUGAUAGAGCAUUCGUGGCCCCAAAAAGAAUGGUUACCUCUAACUUUCUUUAUUGGUGGUAGAUGUUCCUCAUCUUUUUGCGUUCAGGAAGGAUCAUUUCAAACAGUCUUAUUCAAGAAGAUUCCAUCAAACCUCCACAUACUUCAUCUCACCGUGUGGAAAUGGUCAAUUGCUUGUUAUAAGCUAAGAAUAUUUUUAGAAUGACCAAGGAAGCAAUCCUUAAAUCUAGAAGGCCUUCCAAUGUUAGACUUGUAUAUCAAUAACAAUGGUUAGUUUUUUAUCUUGGUACGUGCUUGUCCUGAGUGAUAUCCAGCACCCGUUCCACUAGAUAUCUUGAUUUAAGCUCUCUUUAAGAUACUCAAAGCACUUUUCUGUCAGUGAUCAAGGAUGCCACUUUACAUUGCUUUCAGUUCUGCAUCAUGCUGACUAGAAUAUUGCUCAUGAAUUAAAGUUUAAAGAGGUUUUCAAUCUAUUGUGCUGGGAAUUUCAUCUUCCAAUCGUGUUUUACGAUAAGGCCUCACUUAAGAACUUUGAAGACACUUUUCUUUUAGUCCUUGUUGCUGUAAAGUGUAUAAGUGGGCUUCAAGACUUUUCUUGUAAGGGGGCUUUGUUCUAGUGGCAACCAUUAUCUUUUCUCUCUUUGCAUAGAGAAAAUAUGCACUACAGGAGAAAGCCCUUUCCAGUUUUGUUACAGUGCCUAAUUUAACUGCUUUGUUAGACAAUGAAGAAGUGGUUGCCUUUAUAUCCAGAUUAGACCUAGUUAGAGGUUAAAAUUAAUGAGCUUCAAGUGCUAUCUUAUUCUUUGGCUUAUCUCUAGUGACGGUCUCUCUCUUUUUUCUUUCAUUGUGUAGGGGAAAGACUUAGAAUUUUAUCCCCUUCAUAGAUUUGUGACAAUACCUAAUUUAACUGCUUAGGUAGUAAUGGAAUAAUGGCUGUCUUAUGUCUGAUUAAAACCUUUAAGGGUUUACCUGGACAGUCAUAAAUCUGUAAGAGGAGAGGGUAGAAAUUUAUCCGUGUUAGAAGGCCAAAUAUGUACUCCUGUGUCCAGGAUGGCUAAAGUUUAUGCAGAGUUGAUUUGUGAGUUUUUACCAAUUUUGGAAAUAAUUCUAAUGGCUUCUGUACUGUGAACCUGUCAUUAUUUCCUUUAAAACCUGCUUCUAGAGAAGGUUGUCUUGCAGCUCAGGGGAGUUAUAAAUUUUUCCCUCAUUAUUUGUGAGUGUGCUAUUGUAGCAUGAGGUGUUAGCCUUUAGUCCUUUCAUUGUGGUGGGGACACUUUCUUCUGAAUCUAAUAUAAUUGUAACCUUGCUUUCUAUCUUAUUAUUAGUUGUUAGAAAGCCCACUAUGUAUCGAAUUUUGGGAGCGAAGAUACAACAUUGGGUGUAUAGGAGCAAACCUUCUUUUAUGAUAGUGGUAUUUGUCUGUAGUUUUGGACAGAUGGUCAUGGGCUUUCGACUCAGGCACAGGAGUCACCAGUACUCUACAAAAUAGAUAAUAUUUUUUUCCCUGUAAGGAUUCCCUGACAAGUCUCGCUACAAGGACCUUGCACCCCGGCAACAGUACUCACCAGUAAGGAUCACACAUCAGGCAGGAAUGUUGAGAAACUGUUUCUCCCCUUAAAAAAAGAAAGCUUUUAGUUUGCUUGGCUGAGCACAGUUUCUGUGACUGCACUAACCUACCAUCCUCAUUCAAUGUGGCAGUCAGCUAACUUUAACAGUAGGUAAGAUUCGUUACAAAUAGUGAUUGUAAUUUUCAUGAUAAAAUUAAUUAUUUGGAUACUUAAUAUUAAAGUGGAAAACUAUCCCAACCUCCAAACAUCUUAGUGGGUGGUCAUGAAGAAAUAUGACAAGAAUGUAAACGUUCCAGAACCAUCUGCUGGGAAACAGAUGACUACAGAGACAGUUCAAGCAGUUUACCUAAGCAUAUAUUUUCAUUUUUUUUAAAUGCUGAUUGCACCAAACUGUAUGAAGAUAAAGCUAACAUUAACAGUAGGUAAGUAUCCAAAUAAUUAAUUUUUUGUCAUAAAAAUGUUCAUAGUUAUAUAUUUAUAGGCAGUCCCCAGUUAACGGCAGGGGUUCCGUUCCCGGCCGAGUGUCGAUAACCGAAAAUUGUUGUUAACUGGUACAUCACAAUAAUAUGGUAAUAAAUGGUGUUUAUGGUGCCAUAAGGAUCAAUAAACUGCUUAAUGGCGCUGUUAAACCACUUACCGACACCAGUAAACCAUUUACCGAUGUUGAUAAACCACUAACUGGUGCCGAUAACCUGGUUAACAAUGUCGUUAGCCAAGAAUCGUAAAACCAAAACGCAUUAACCAUGCUGCCGGCAAGCAGGGACUGCUGUAGAAAGUAACUGUAGAACUGUGGCUUUUGCUUAUGUUGUAGCCUACCUAGCUCCAAUAGAGCUGAACUUUACUUCAUCUUUGACUUUUUGUCAUUUUGUUAUGGCCUUUUGAACUGAUAAGAUUUUUUAAGCAAUGAACACAUACAGUAUAUGUUGGGAACUUUUUUUUAUAUAGGAAAGAUGAAUCUACCAUAUUUGAAGCAUAGAGGUAUAUGCUGACUGUAAGAAGGAGCCCCAUGGGUGCUAGCGAAAUACAGUGGUCCCCCCCGUAUUCGCGGGGGAUGCGUACCAAACCCCCACGUGAAUAGUUAUAACCCGCGAAUAGUAGGAACCCCUAUAAAAAUGCUGAAAACAGCCUAUUUUGUUAGUUAAAACUCUAGAAAAACCCACUAAAAAUUUUGAUACAUACUUAGUUUUUUUAAUAGUUUUAUCACAAAAAGUGCAUUUUAUGAUGAAAUUGAUUUUUAAAAAACCAGGAAUUUGUGGAUAUUUCUCUUAGAAAAAUACCGCGAAUAAGCAAAUUUUCUGCAAAUAAUGCGGGGAAAUGUUCCCGAGAGAAAUCCACGAAUGUGUGAGUCCGCGAAUACGGGGGGUCCAUUGUAGAUUUUUUAAUGCAGGAUUCUCUUAAACCACAGGGUACAAACCAAAAAAUAGAUCAGAAUUUGUAAUUGAUCCCAUACAAAUACAAACCUGAAGUUCUGUACACAGAGAUUUACCUUGUGAAUGCGAGUUGGAAUGUCCAUUCAAACUUACUGACAUGGUAGUAAAUUACCAACAGUCAGGAUGAUCCCUGCCUGUUAGUAGUAAACUACCAACAGGCACGGGGAAUCCCUGCCCCCCUGUAGGUCUGCACUUCACUUUGCUUCCAGGUGCCAUCGAGUUAAGACAUCUUUCAUGACUGCUGGACUUUUGCCAUUAAACCUUUGGUUGGUUAAACUUGGAAUAUUCCUUUUCCUUUAUUGGUUUUUGACUGUGUUUGUAUUGCAAUUUUUCAAACCCAUUAGUCAAAUAAACCUUCUUGUGAGGAAUAAAGUUUGUCUUUUCUGUGCCAUCAAGAAUACUGUUUUCAUUGGACAUGUACUAGCUUCUGGUAGUUUCCAAACAGCUGUAUCGUUCUCUGAUAUAUUUGCUAUUAUAUUUAUUUUCCGGUACCAGUAGAUUUAGCUAUAACUUGGAAGUUCCAGACUAUAAUGUUUACUUUAUUUAAGGUAAUCUUGCUAUCACAGCCUUCCCUUGCAUUUUCCAAGUACAGGCAGUCCCCUGUUAAGGAGGGCCAGUUCUGUUCUUGACAGAAUGAUGAUAACCAAAAAUCAGCAACACCAGCACCAAUCCGUAGUUUUUAGCACCGAUACGCUGAGAUCGGCGCAUAUUGAUGCCAGAAUUUUGGUUAGCAUCGUCGCUAGCACCAUAAAACCAGAUUGCCAAUAACUGAGGACUGCCUUAAUGCAAUGUUUUACUUACAGAAUGUUGCCCACUGGCCUUGGACAUGGUUUCUUGGACCAGUGGUGGCUGCUCAUCAGGUUGAUAGUAAGUUCGAGAUAGGUAGCUCCUUGUCUAGGUGUCUAGUUGGCAUGAGACAAGGUAGGAAUGACUGGUUCUCCUCCCUCUCUCUUUUUCUUCCUUCUUCUUUGGUAAACAGAGUCAGAGUGCCAUUCUGUAUACAAGCUGGACAGGCAGGAGUGCAGGUUAGCUAUCUGACUGGGCACGAGACUUUUCAUUGGCAAUGAAGGAAUGCUAGUUCCCCUCCUUUUUGGCAAGGGGGAAUGGGAGGCCAGAUAAUGAAGUAAACUCAUGGAUCAUAUCUAUCAGUUUUAUUUUCUGUGACACUUCAGUAUGGGUUCUUACAGCCUGAUUAAGCAAUGACAUAUAAACCCUUUACUUUAAGGUGUGGAAGUCUGGCAAUUGCUGCAUCCCCUGUGCAUUAUGCUAGAUUGUAGGAUCCAUUCCUCUUCUCCUAAAAAAACUAGGAAGGUAACACCCCAGGUUGGGCAAACCUACCAGUCACUUCUGAGAAUACCCAGGUUCCUCCUACUAAUGGUUAAGUCUCCUAUGUGCAGAAUGAAAGUUUGUACAUGUUUGGGUAGGAACAAACAGCCAAUUUUAAAAGUAAUUUGUAUUUUUCCUAACAAAUAAACCUGAUUUUCUAUACUUACAUUAACCUUCAAGACUGGUGUGAUUAUAUGAGGAACCAACAGGUUUUGGGAGAAUGCCAGGCUAACUCUUAUGAGUAUUAAUAUUGUGUGCCAUUUAGUUUGGAUUAAAUUAGCAGGAAAAAUGUUCUUAUCUCUUCAUUGACUUAUGGUACAUCAAUGUGCCAUGAGAUUUCAUGGGGGGGAGAUAUACUGCCUCUCUGGAGCUCCAGGAUGUCUUUUUAUGUAUUUGCUCAUAAAUAUACCCAAGGAUUGCUGUUGGUAUUUGUUUUUAUCAUAUAAUUGUACUUUUGUACAGUAAAGUGCAAAGAAAUAUUAAAAAACAUGAAGAUACUGAAAAUUUUUAAUUUUUUUCUUACACCAUGUGCAUUUGCAUAUCUUCCUCUUUCCAUUGAUGUGUUUGUUUUCUUAAAUUGCCCAAACUUUAAAGUUUGCCUAGUCUUGGGGUGUGCUUCAUAGUAUAUAUUUAGCCUAUCCUAUAAAGAUUUUACAACCCACUUCAGCCACCCCUUACUCUGGUACCUGGGCUGGAAGGGAAAGUGUAGUGCAGAUUGACAGGUGGGUGGGGGCUUCCCCCUCCCUUGUGGUAGAUUACUGGCUAUUUCAGCUCGCAUUCACAUUUGGAUGUUAGGAAAAAUACAAAUUACUUUUAAAAUGUGCUAUAUGGAUGUUGAUUGUGACUUUAGUAUAUAUACAUAAUUCAUAAGCACGUAGAAUGUUCAGACUUAAAAAUGUAUUGAGUCAGUUAUAAAGAUGUUUGGGGCACUUGACACGUGUGAUGAGUAGUGUCAGACAAACCUUUGCUGUGUAGUUGCAGAUGAAUCUUCAGCUGACAUACAUAUAUCAUUAUGACAUUUUAGCAAUAUCUUGUUAUUUGUAUGCUUUAUAUAUGUGAGCUUGCAUUUUUUUACCAUAUCUUUCACUAUUGGGUUUUUUAAGUUACCUAAGUGAUAGUUAUCUGUUGUCAUUGUUUAUUAAUUGGUUGUUGAUGCAUAAUUCUUUUAGCUGGAAUGAGAAUAAUUCAGCUUUUCCAUUUUUGUGUGAAAUGUAUAUUAAUUUUAACAAAUUCCCUAUCCUAAGCUUGGUUUUGACUGAUAGAUAUAGUAAAUGCUUCUAAUUAAUAUAUCAAAUUAAAUUUCAGUCGGUGUAGAAUAUAAGGAAUAGAGAACUGGUCAUUUGCCUUUAUACAAGUGCUAAUUGUUGGAUCGUUUUAAAUUAAUAUGAAUGAGCACAAUUCUCUUAGUCAUAGACCCCUUUGAUACUUCAAUGUUAUGCUGUAGAAUAUCUACCAUUAUGCAGUUUGUCAUUCCUUCUGAUGAUGUUGCUGUUGUUUUAUAGGCAGUCUUCACAACAAAUUACUUUGACAAUUUAUAUUUAUAAUGUACAAAUAAAGAUAAUAGAUUCAUUUUAUAUGGUGUUUUAAAAUGAAAUAGAUUAAUUUAGGUAGUAUUUGUUAUGCAAUUAUUCUGUUAAGCAGUUACAUAUACUAGUAUUGAGACUGUACUAUCAUAUUGACAAUUGAUUUUUUCAAUAUUUAUCUAUGUAUAAGUAACAAAGUUCAAAAAUUAUAUGUUGACAUACAAUGUAGACAAAACAUAAAUAUAAACUGAACAUUAUGGAAUAAUUAAAGCUUUUUUUGUACAUGUGAAUUGUAAGUCAUUACUUGUUACGGAAAGCACCUAUCUCAUUUGACACAGAUCUUAUUUUUGCCUAGUCAUAUUCUGGAUAGAGAUUCUUAAGACUUUUUUUGGCAGCAAUAAGGUUUGUGCUCAUUAUUCAUCUUUCUCAUUUACCACCAACUUUGUUUUAUUUUAUGUAUGUUGACAUUUGUAUACGUAAGUUGUUUUGGAGAAAUAUUUCAGUUCUCUGUGAAAAUGAGUGUUGGGUAAUGUUUUGAUUGAAAUUUUGAUCUUAAUAGUAUUGUUAUUAAGAUCAAAAUUUCAAUCAAAACAUUACCUAACACUCAUUUUUCACAGAGAACUGAAAUGCCGUUCUAAGUUUUCUUAGUUGUGCAUAGAUACUUUUGAAAAAGAGCUAUUAAAGUGAUUUCUUUG